Messenger RNA from Hyposmocoma kahamanoa, 5891 nucleotides. RefSeq lists its product as uncharacterized. Gene Ontology annotation, biological process: proteolysis. Gene Ontology annotation, molecular function: serine-type endopeptidase activity. NCBI's taxonomy places the organism in Eukaryota, Metazoa, Arthropoda, Insecta, Lepidoptera, Cosmopterigidae. The coding region runs from base 179 to 4834 and encodes 1551 amino acids. The transcript is spliced from 15 exons. The record is from RefSeq and is a predicted model, not a curated record.
GUAUAUAAGCCUCGGCCGGCGCACGCGCAAAGCUUGUUCGAAACAAACUCCUGCACAAGACGCGUUUCUGUUGUGACGUCACCAUUUCUGAUUUUUUUUUAUCAACCGAACGAACGAACUUUUUCAGUGUGUAGUGUGAUACUGUGUGGUGUUGCCGUGUUUCUAGAAAAAUAUAAAAAUGAGGCAGUUGCACACCAUAGUGGCGUUCUGCCUCAUCCUAGCUGCAAGCGCAGUGGAGAACAUCGAACCAAUAGCAGAAUCUGAGGAAAGAGAACCACAGACACGAGCUGAACGAUGCACUACAUGUGGAACCACAAAUUUUAAGUCCCCUAACCAGGUUUUAGCUCAUAUUCAAUCUUUGCCCGGCGCUGAAGUCCAUACUCAGCAAUCUUUUGAAGAAUGUUCUUCCGACAAAGGUUGUGCAGGCAUUAAAGUUAAAGAUGGUAAAGUCAUUGAGAGAUUCGGGAAUGCAGAUGCCUUUAAAGCCGCAGCAGCUGCUGACUUGGCUAAUGAAUUUCAGUUUCAUGUAGCUGGAAGUAAUGUCUUUGAUGGUGGGAUCCCCAAUGCAGGUCCUUAUUGGUGGAUGAGUCAGAAUUCUCCCUUCAAAGCUGGUGCAUCUGCAGGUGGUGGAAAUUUUGAAAAGUUCAGCCAGAGUUCCUCAAGCUUCUCUAGUUCAGGAAAUACUGCUGGAGGCGGUGCUCAGUUUGGUGGUGCCGGUGGUCAGUUUGGUGGAUCUGGUGGUCAGAUUGGUGGAUCCAUAGAUUUGUCAGCAAAUCCUUUCCUUAAUGGAGAGUUUUCGAAAAUUGCUGGCAGUUUCGGUGGUGGCCAAGAGGUCAAGCCUUCUACCUUCCAAUCUUCAUCAUUCGAGUCUUCCUCCUUCAGUACCUCAAAUAAAGGAGGUAUUGACUUGUCUAAAAACCCUUACCUUAACGCUGGAGCAAAUAAAUUCCAAGGAGCUGGCUUCCAAGCUUCAGGAGCCGGUUUCGCUUCUGGAAACCAAAACCAGAAUUUCGGUCAAGGAUUUUCUGGACAAGGCUCAUCUGGAUCAAAAUUCGCGUCUUCCUCUGGAUACGUGGGGUCUUCUCCAUCACCGUUCACAGCAUCUACAUCUGGAAAUAAUUUGAAUCUAAUUCAGAAUACGCAGAAGACCAGUGAAUUUGAUUUCGAACAGCAAAAUCAGCAGAAUAUCGAUGAGGUUUUCCAAGGAACAGGCAAUGUGCAUGCGCAUGAGCAUUCUGGUGGGGACCUUCAACAGACAUGUGCAGGACAAGGAUAUGUGUGUGUCCACAAGGCCCAAUGCAAUAAUGGCGUCGUCAACACUAACGGAGCCGCUGUCCUUCAAGCUAAAACUAAGAAACAAUAUUGCAACACAAAAACCGAAAUCUGCUGUCGCAUCGAAAUCUCCACUUUGUCCGGCGCUGGUGGUCUUCAAGGUUCCCUUGGAGUCGGUUCUGCCACCUUCCAAGGCUCCGGAAGCCAAGGUUCAGGACUUUUCGUCAGUUCCAGUCAAGGAUCUUCAGCCAGUGGAGCUAAUGCUUUUGGUCAAUCUGGACAAUCUGGAAUCACGGGACAAUCUGGACAAUCGGGACAAUCUGGUCAAGGACAGGCUACAUUUGGAUCUUCCGGCUCUUCAUUUGAAUCCUCGUCAUCGUCAUUUGGAAAUCGAAAUCAGGGUUCCGGAAUUUCCGGACAAGGCGGUCAAGGUGCGCAAGGUGGUCAAAGUUCGCGAGGCGUACAAGGUUUUGGUGUCUCUGGAACUUUUGAAUCAGGAUCUUCAGGCUUCAACAAUAACAACUUUGGUGCUGGUGCCAAUGGAGUAAACCGAGGAGUUACAGUAGAAACCAGUUCAUCAUCGUUCGAGUCGUCCUCACGAGGAUCAUCAGGAUUCGGAGGCAACAAAGGAUUUGGCAGCAAUGGCGGAUCAUUUGGAGCUGGAUUUGGUACCACAGGCACCAGUUUAGGCGCUGCUGGUGGUUCUGUUAAUACUGGUGGUGUUACGAACACCAACUCAGUUUACAAGCAGACAAACUUCAUCGAAACAGAUUCUUUCUCUUCUGGAAGUGAAGUCCAAGGAGUCUACCGUCCAGGAGCGUCCGGUUCAGGCCUAAAACCUGGCAUCCCCUAUCUACCCCCAGUUGACAGCAGCAGUAGUGGUUCCAGCUUCGUUGGCUCCACAUAUUCUCCCACCACUUUUGUGACCAGCCCAAGACCCCCACCUACCUUAAAGCCAACGUACCUUCCUCCUGUAGUAUCCACAGCAGCGCCAGGAUACUUGCCUCCUCAGGUUCCAGAGCAGUCAAUUAAUACUGAGACGAGAGUGCCAAACCCAUCCUACGAUGAGGGACAGAUCAUCUUGGACGAGAACAGAUUCCCAAAACCGAAACCAACAGUGCCUUUCAACAACGAAAUCCCAUCCGGCUGCGCUGCUGCCCUGAAGUGUACUCCGAUUGAGUACUGUACCGCUGAAGGUGUGAUCUCAAACACUACUGUCAUUCUUACUAAGGACCAGGAUGCUUAUAGAGUACCUCUUACUGACUGCAAAGAUGUGGAGUCCGGCCGUGUAGGCAAAUGCUGCCGUGACCCCUACUACACAGAUCCAUGGCCAACUAACCAGCUUGGCCAAUGGGUGUCUGGAGUCUUUGGUGGUAACGAUGGCAAAUACGUGCCUGAUAGUCGAGGAAGUGGCAGUAUCUCUAGGCCUCAAGUGACUGCACGACCACCUGUUACUGGAUCAACUGUUUUGAAUAAUUUUAGAACACCAAAGCCUACUCUCCCACCAUUCGGCCCUAACCAAGUGACACCAGGUUUCCCCUCCUCAUCAUCUUCAUCAAGCUUCGCUCAGAAAGGCCAAUUUGAAGUAAGAGGUCAAGGAGGCUUCGGUCAAGGAGGAAUUGGAUCUUUUGGUCAAGGAGGUCAGGGUCAGUUUGGAGUUGCUGGACAAGGGCAGGCUGCACAAGGCGGCCAAUCUCAAUUUGCAUCCGGAUCACAAUUCAGCCAGUCUUCAUCGUCUUUCGGUCAACAAAGAGGUCAAGGUCAACUUGCAACUCAGGGUCAAGGGCAACUGGUAACACAGGGCCAGGGACAACUGGUCUCACGGGGUCAGGGACAACUGGCAACCCAGGGUCAGGGUCAGUUCGCACAGGGAGGAAGAGGACAGUUCAGUGUUGGCGGUUUGGGACAAACAGAGAUUCAGGAAUCAGGUGCCCAAGGUCAAUUCACACAAACUCAAAAUCAGAAAAAUUUCGAGCAAACUUUGAUCUCCGGGCAGGGACAAGGUAUCAGCCAAGGUUUCGGCCAAGGAGUUCGCCAAGGACAAGGCUUAGCAGUUUCUCGUGGAGGUGGUUUCGGAGUGGAGAAUGAAUACAGCGAAUCUUCUCUGAGAGUUUUCUUGCAACAAUACAGUGCUGGUGGACAGUGUGGAGUCUUCAAUGGCCAAAAACCUUACGGCAAUCGUAACGAGCUGGAGGUAGACUUUGCGGAGAUCCCUUGGCAGGCUAUGGUACUUCUGCAGACCAACAAAAGUCUUCUCUGCGGAGGUGUAAUCACCAGGCCAGAUGUGGUUGUCACUUCGGCUUCUUGCGUUGAAGGUCUGGAUGCAAGAAAUGUCCUCAUCAAGGGUGGAGAAUGGAAGCUGGGAAUCGACGAUGAGCCACUCCCCUUCCAGAUCGUGCAGGUCAAGAAUAUCUUAAGGCAUCCCUUCUAUAAGACAGGUUCACUACACAACGAUGCGGCGAUCCUAGUACUGACAGAGAAUCUACGUCUCGCGAAGAACAUAUACCCUAUCUGCCUUCCUCGUGCAGGAGAAACCCUCGACGCUUUUUAUAAUGGUGCUGGAGAAUGCAUUAUUACUGGAUGGGGAAAACAGGUUCUGCAAGCUCACCUCGCGGGCAGCAUUAUGCAUAGCCUGAAUAUCUCCCUUAUCAACCCUGGAGAAUGCCAAGCCAAGCUACAGCAGGACUAUCCCCAUCUUCUGGAGCAAUACGACCAGGAAAGCUGUGCUUGUGGCCAGCCCACUAAUCCCGUUAACAAUAUUUGCAAGGUUGACAUUGGUAGUGCGUUGGCUUGCACCACGGGAGAUGGACACUUUGUACUACGGGGAGUUUACUCUUGGGAUUCAGGUUGUCAGCUCGGCAAUCAAUUGGCAGCAUUCUACAAAUUCGAUCUAGAAUGGUACGAAUGGGCAAUUGGUUUGAUCGAAAGCGCUAGAUUCGCACAAUACAACUCAGGAUCCGCCUUGUUGUCCCAGAACCGAUUUGCACAGAUCAACACUGGUCUUAAAGGUGGAUCUUUCGCUGGACAAAGUUCUGGCAUUAAAGGAGGAUUUGCUGGUGUCAAAGGUGCAGCUUCUGGAGUUAAGGGUGCAGGGUUUAGUCAGAGUGGUUUUGGACAGGGCCAGAGUGGUUUCGCGCAGGGUCAAAGCGGUUUCGGACAGAACCAGUUCAGUCAAAGCCAAUAUAACCAGUUCUCUUCGAGCGAAGCUGCCAACGUUGGUUCUUCAGGUUUCAAUGCUCAAAUCAAAGGGCCUAUAACCAAUAGUUACAGUGCCUCGUUUGCUGAGAAAAAGGUGUUCCAAUCUGAACCCAAAAUCGUUACCUUUACUACCAAGCCCGAGAUAGUGACCUUCACGACGAAACCAGAAUAUUUCACAUAUACGACUAAACCGAAACUUGUUACCUUCACUACAAAACCACAACUCAUAACUUAUGAAACGUCAGGUAGUGGCACGAAUCCCCAAUAUGUAGCCCCUGGAGUGACCUUCAAUCCUUCUUUUUCUGAAGUCGUUGGUACUCACCAACACAGUGCCAAUUGCAAAUGUGUGGAAGGAAAGAAGUGAAUUUAGUAAAUGUAUUGCCUGUAAAUGACGUCAUAGAUGUAAGGUUAUAUUUUUCAUGUGUUGUACUAAAAUGUACAAUUCCUCAUACAAAUUCAGUCAGUUGAUAAAAUACACGUUGAAAAAAUAAUGUUUUUUUGGUCUGACGUUAUCGUAGUUUUUUUUUGUAGUCAAAAAUAUUGAUACCUAUCUAUGACGUUAUUAUUGUAGGUUUUUACUUGCUUUCUUGUACUUUUAAAAAUGUUUCAAAAAUAUUAUGUCAAAUAAUUAAUAUGGAAGAUAAUGUGCCAUAAUUUGUUUUUCUUUUUUUCGAAAUUUUUUAAUUCAAAGGAAAAAUACUCCCGGUUUUCAUUCCAAAAUUAAAAAUACUUUUUUGUUUCGAAAACAUCCUGUUUUAUAUAUAAAAAAACACAAAAGUGUAAUAUAAUGUAAAACAUUAUUUUUAACUUUGUUUCUAUAAACAAUAACAAUUUUAUAUUCCCACGAAUUCUUUUUGGAAUGGACUCCGUUUUGUAAAGCAUAAAUUGACAUAAAUCCCGUGUUGAUAUAAAAUAAUUCAUAUGACAAAGUACUACAAAUCUUUAAUAUACUAAAUAAGAAAAGUUCUCACGCUGGGGUUACUAUUAAAAAAAAACAAAAAUUUUUCUAAUGUUUCGACCGAAAAACGAUAUUUUUAUUUAUAAAACUAAAUUCUGUAAAUAGAUAGGUUACAUUCUAUGAUCUAUGCCUAUUAUAUAUAAGGUGCUAACGAAUUAGGUACUCAUAUUUCUAAAGUCAUUUUGCAUCAGAAGGAUCAAUUUGCAAAGACUACCUAAUCAAUAAAACUUUUUAUACUUUAAAUAUGUAUUCAAUAUUUUAUUAAUUUGUUUUCACACUACACACACUUAUAACUGUAUGUAUAUAUUGCAAAGAUUAUGUAAGUAUUUAUUCGAUAUAAGAGUACAAACUGCAAUAACACGAUACACACAUAAGACAUAAGUAUUUACGUAGUUUAUUUUAUUUUCUGUUUCGGGGCGCAUACGUCCGUCACGCUCACUCACUCGGCUAGGGCCCAUUGAAA